CUGCUGCGGGAGCGGGGGCAGCUCUCGCACCUCUGGAGGGCCCGGGACGCGCCGAGCAGCGAGGACUGCGCCGCCUUCUCGGAGACCAACGAGCCCCUCAUCAACUACCUGGACAUGGAGUAUUUUGGGCAGAUCUCCAUCGGGACACCCCCUCAGAAUUUCACCGUGGUGUUUGACACGGGCUCCUCCAACCUCUGGGUGCCUUCUGUCUACUGUGUCAGCAAAGCCUGCGCUGGGCACACCAAGUUCCAACCAACCCAGUCCAGCACCUACCAGGUGGUCGGGACCCCCUUCUCCAUCCAGUACGGCACCGGGAGCCUGACGGGGAUCAUCGGAUCCGACCAAGUGGCCGUCGAGGGUCUGGCCGUGAGCAACCAGCAGUUUGCAGAGAGCAUCAGUGAGCCGGGAAAAGCCUUCCUGGAUGCUGAGUUCGAUGGGAUCCUGGGGCUGGCUUAUCCCUCCCUGGCCGUGGAUGGGGUCACCCCCGUCUUCGACAACAUGAUGGCCCAAAAUCUGGUGGAGCUGCCCCUUUUCUCCGUCUACAUGAGCUCGAACCCUGACUCCCCCCAGGGAGGAGAGGUGCUUUUUGGGGGCUAUGACACCUCCCGCUUCACGGGCACCCUGAACUGGGUGCCAGUCACCCAGCAGGGCUACUGGCAGAUCCAGCUGGACAACAUCCAGCUGGGUGGGACAGAGACCUUCUGUGCCAAUGGCUGCCAGGCCAUCGUGGACACCGGGACGUCGCUCAUCGUGGGUCCCACCAAGGAGAUCAAAAAACUGCAAAACCUCAUUGGGGCUGUGUCUGUGGAUGGAGAGUACGCCAUAGAGUGCAGCAACCUCAGCGUGAUGCCCGACCUGACCUUCACCAUCAACGGGCUGCCCUACACGCUCAGCGCCCAGGCUUACACCCUCGUGGAGGAUGCUGAUGGCAUGACCUUCUGCACCAGUGGCUUCCAGGGCAGCGACAUCCCCCCUCCCACAGGACCCCUCUGGAUUUUGGGAGAUGUUUUCAUCCGUCAGUUCUACUCUGUCUUCGACCGGGGGAAUAACGUGGUGGGCUUGGCCCCUGCUGUCCCUUAGGGCUGUGAAUCCGUGGGGCAGGAGAGGAACGGACCCUGGCAGGGCAGUGGAUGUCACCCUGUCCUCCUCAGUGUCCCCAGGGGGAUGAAGACAUCCCCAGGGAUGCAGUGAAGAGUCCAGCAGAGGUUCAGUCCACACCAGGACACUGUGAUAUAAAAAUGUCUGGGGCAGCUCUGUGAUCUGCUCUGCACAUUUUCUCUUUUUAAAUCCUGAGCCAAUAAAAAUGUCAAUAAACCCAAA
Melospiza melodia melodia is the source of this 1320-nucleotide messenger RNA. RefSeq names its product cathepsin E (gene CTSE). Gene Ontology annotation, molecular function: aspartic-type endopeptidase activity. The transcript is spliced from 8 exons. NCBI's taxonomy places the organism in Eukaryota, Metazoa, Chordata, Aves, Passeriformes, Passerellidae. Gene Ontology annotation, biological process: antigen processing and presentation of exogenous peptide antigen via MHC class II; proteolysis. Gene Ontology annotation, cellular component: endosome. The coding region runs from base 115 to 1080 and encodes 321 amino acids. The record is from RefSeq and is a predicted model, not a curated record.